This is a messenger RNA of Rhagoletis pomonella (apple maggot), 2613 nucleotides long. RefSeq lists its product as uncharacterized. Lineage: Eukaryota; Metazoa; Arthropoda; Insecta; Diptera; Tephritidae. Gene Ontology annotation, molecular function: monocarboxylic acid transmembrane transporter activity. Gene Ontology annotation, biological process: monocarboxylic acid transport; transmembrane transport. The record is from RefSeq and is a predicted model, not a curated record.
UACUCGCCUAUAAAUAUCAAUGAAUAAUGGGAAAGUCAACAACGUACGACAUCAAUAGCCAUGUCUAUCGAGAGACCACAUUAUCCAACACCGACGUCAAACACAAUAAUAUCGAAAAUAACAGUAAAAAUCCGACAAAAACCACGUCACAGACGAAGCCAAAGAAAGUGCGGCGUGACAAAAGUGAUUUGGGUGAGAAUUUCAAAGCGCCAGAUGGUGGCUGGGCUUGGCUGGUGUGCAUAGCUGCGGGUUGUUCGAACCUGUCGAUCUAUCCAUGCUUGCAGCAGUUUGGUUUUAUAUUCCGUGAACGUUUGGCCAUAUUAGGUCUAACCAGUUCAGAAAUCACGACAAUCAUUAACACAAAUCCAGCGGUGUCGGCAUGUACAGGUCUCUUAAAUGGACCUAUGUUUCGACGCUUUACAUUUCGUCAAGUUGCCUUGGCGGGUUCACUUUUCAUUUUUGUCGGUCUAAUGCUUACAGCGUUCUGUGAGUCUUUCAUCGGCUACAUGGCAACCUAUGCGAUUCUUUUUGGUUUCGGCGUGGGCAUCAGUGUUUCCGCUUCUUCGCUUGCCAUCAAUACCUACUUCAAGAACAAACGUCGCCGCGCAGCCGGCUUCUCAUGGACACUCACUGGUUUGGGACCGAUAUUCUUGCCUCACGUUGUCACACUAUUCCUCUCCUACUAUGGUGUGCAGGGUACGGUGUUCAUUUUCGCCGCUCUCUCACUACAUUCAAUGGUUUGUGCACUCGUCUAUCAACCGGUGCGUUAUCAUGCGCCACCACCCGAUAUUGCUGAGACGGCCGGAGAUUCGGGUAUUGCAGCCGGCAAACCAGACUAUCUGUGUGAAUACUGCCAACAGCAAAACAAACGUAAUGGCAUCUUUUCCAGUCAAUAUUUGUAUCAAGACGAUGACGAAGCUAUGCCGGGGUAUGAAAUAAUUGAGCCGGGUACACCGAUGUUGUCGCGCGCCAACGACGGUUGGUUCGGUUCGAAGUUGUCGUUGACCUCAACGCACAAAGGUGGUAUACCACGCUUUCGUACCGUAGCCAGUUCCAAAGAUAUCGAGAGCAUGACUCGUCUUAAUCGUGUGAUAUCUGAAGAGGAACUGAAGACGGCCGAGGUUUACAAACCGAACAACUUCAAACGUGAACGGGACGAGGUGUUGCUCAAACAUUCGAACAGUAAUGCCAAUUUCCGAGCGCCACAUCUUGGUGGAUUGCAUGGUGCGAUAGCUCAAUUGCAUUGUACUUGUGCCGAGGAGCGUAUGCUUCUCGAAAAGGCACAGCUUCGCUCAAAGUUUGCAGAUAAAAAGCUGGAACCGAUGGCUGAAGAGGAUGACGAUGCUGCUGUGUCGGUGAAGAGUUUUACGUUUAUGCAAAAAGUGAUCGCGUUCUUCGAUCUAGAUUUGUUGCGUGACUUUACUUUCGUCAAUUUAGUGGUGGGUUUGACGAUGAUCAACUUCGGCGAAUUGAAUUUUUCCAUACUUACGCCUUUCAUAUUACACGAUUUCGGAUUUACGACGUCACAAAUGACGUCGGCGUUGUCAGUACUUGGUGGAAUGGAUAUUAUCGUACGCUUUAUUGUGCCAUUCGUGACGGAGAAAAUACCGUGGGAUAAUCGAGUGUUCUUUCUAAUAGGCGUCGUCGGCAUAGCUAUUGGACGCACUGUUGUAGCCUGCACACGCUCCUACACAGUCAUACUCUGCACCUUUGUCUGGAUCGGAAUGUGCAAAGGCGUGCGCACCAUAUUCUGGCCACUCAUCAUACCCAGUUGUGUGCCGUUAAAGCGUUUGCCUGCCGCUUCCGGUUUACAACUGCUCAUUUCCGGUCUGUUUACGUUCGCUUGUGGGCCGCUUGUUGGUCUCAUACGCGAUCGAUUCGAUUACUCGAUCACCCUGCAUUUCCUCAACGCAAUGUCAUUUAUGGCUGCUACUUCGUGGUCGAUAGAGGCGCUAGUGCGGCGUCACCGUCGUCGACGCCGUAAUCGUCAGCAACCUUGCGAUACGUGACUGUAUGCUAUUAACGUCGCUAGACAUUUACUUAAUUGCCGGCAGAUGACGUUGUCACAUGGCGCUGUCACAUGAAAGACACAAACCGGAAUGUGUGAUUUAUAUUAGAGAUUUGUGCUGCCAGCGAUAACAUUUCACUUACUCUUUGUAGAAAUAGCAAAGCAUAUCGGAAGCCUCUUGGAAAGACUUGUGUUUCUACAUGAAAAGGGAUCAACUUUGUACGCACGAAGACUAUUAUAUAUUUUUUUUAAGCAACUCGAGAAUUCUAUUAUAAAUCCCACACUUCCCUCUUUUGUACAUAUAUAAAAAUUAAAAAGUUCCUUGUUUUAUAGUAGCUGUACUAAGCCAUUAAUAAAUGUAUGUAACGUUAAAGUCCAAAAAAAUGCCAAAAACAUUCGGUUUUCCGAUAAUCAAAAAUAUGUGGUAUCUAAAGAAUUAUGUCGGAUUAAAAACCUUUGCUUAUGCAAACAUACUUAUUUUCGAAUGUGAUAUAUAAAUAAAGAAAAACAAGAUUUUUUAUGUACAUAUGUAUAAGGUUACCUUACUUUUUAGGGAAUGGGUCGAUUUGGAAAUAAACAUAUGUACAUAUAGGGUGAUCCAUUUA